AGAUGAGAAUCUCCUAUAUAUACCACCCCACCUACAGUUUGACCUCAACACACAAAAACAUCUCAGAAACCCAGGAAAAUCGUAGCAGCAAAGCCAUGAGGCCGUCGCAAGCUCUCUCCCUUGUCACCCUCCUCCUACUCCUCGCCUCGUCCAGCGCUUCCGUCCUACAAGACACGUGCCGAAGCUUCGGCAGCGCUGACAUGUACACCAUCUGCAUCAAGUUCUUCAAGGCCAACAAGGAGAGCGCCUUGGCGAACAAGCGCGGCCUCGCCGUCAUCGCCACUGGGAUCGUCAGCGCGACGGCCGUGGCCACCCGCAAGCGCAUCGCCGCCCUGAUCACCGGGGACAAGGACCAGAAGAUCCAGGAGGAACUCACCUACUGCUACAUGCUGUACUCCCGAGCCGUGGGCCUGUUCGAGGAGGCAUCCAAGAGAAUCUGGUCGGGCAAGUCGGACGACGCCGUGAAGAGCCUCGACUCCGCGAUGAACAUCCCCCGAGGCUGCGACGACGAGUUCCGUAAGGCGGGCAUCAAGUCGCCGUUGGACGCCGAGAACGCCGAGUUUGAGAUGGAGUGUGCCAUCACUAAGGCUGUAACGCAGCUGCUGCCUGUUGUAUAGUUUGCUAGCCGCCGAGGGUAUGUAUCUGGGUAACAACAGCGAGUCCAUAGCCAUUUCCCUGAGCAAACUCCUCGAAAUUAAUAAGCCCACAAUGUUAUCA
Molecule: messenger RNA, 717 nt
Organism: Hordeum vulgare subsp. vulgare (domesticated barley)
Lineage: Eukaryota; Viridiplantae; Streptophyta; Magnoliopsida; Poales; Poaceae
Product: pectinesterase inhibitor 12-like
Exons: 1
Coding region: 3-617 (204 amino acids)
Molecular function (GO): enzyme inhibitor activity
Source: RefSeq, a predicted model, not a curated record